AGCGAAUACUGUACCGGUGUAUCGUUUCUAAUAUGCAGUUCACAGAAUCAUGGAAACUUCGGUUCUAAAACAACUGAAGAUAUUUCAGAUCAAUUUUUGUGUUGUUACAUCGUACACCCGCUCUAAUAAAAACGUCACUUCAACUGAUGUGACAGGCAAACAUCGCUCAGUUGUUCUGCUUUCAUCCAUUGUUCUUUGAUUCGUACUAACGCCAGUGCAUACGAGAUAGGAGUCUUGUUAUACACACUGCAAUUUACUACAGAAAUGGCAGCUACAAAGGAUGAGGAAUCUGAGGAGAACAAGCACAUAGAAGAGGAAAUUAACCUAAUGAUGGAAAAACUGAAGGAAGAUGAUUACAGCCAAUAUAGACAUGCACUUGAAACUCUUCGUAAUCUUAUCCGCUCAGCAACAACCUCAAUGACAAGUGUUCCCUUUCCUUUAAAACAUAUGCGUUCUCAUUAUCCUUCACUCAAGGAAAUUCACAGAAAAAUGAAAGAAGGGAAGACUCGAAGCCUGUGUGCAGAUGUAAUAUCUGUUGUAUCAAUGGCUAUGUCAGAUGUUAAAGAAUUAGAAGGAAAACGAGAGUGCCUCAAAUAUUGCCUCCAAGGUCUGCAGAGAGAUAUUGCUGAUUGGGGACAUGAAUAUGUCAGGCAAUUGGAGACAGAAAUAGCUGAAGAAUGGUUGGAGACCCCUUUAUACAAUAAUGACAGUACUAGAGAGCAGUUACUCAAACUUGUCAAAGCAAUAGUAGAGUUUGAUACAAAACAUAAUGCAGAAAUACAAGCCUGUGAUCUUUUAAUGGAGAUUGGUUGCCUUGAUGUCCUUGAACCCUAUGUUGACGCAGCAAAUCACUCACGCAUUUGUCGUUACCUUGCAAGUUGUGCUUUAUAUGUUGAUGAAGCUGAACGUUCUGCAAUACUAAAUACUGUAAUGAACACAUAUAUGAAGUUUCAAGAACAUGGCCAUGCACUCUGCUUGGCAUUGCAGAUAGGUGACAUGGAGAAAGUUGGUGCAAUUUUUAAUGCAUGUACAGAUCUGAGCAUGCGGAAGCAACUGGCCUUUAUAGCAGCACGGCAACUUGUGUUUGUGGACAGUGUUGAUGAUGAAAGUGUAGGAGCUCAGGAACUAAUCAGUGUGAUGUCAAACACUCACCUCAGCGAUCAUUUUCACAAAUUGGCGAGAGAGUUGGAUAUUUUAGAACCUAAGACACCAGAAGAUGUAUAUAAAACCUGGCUGGAAAAUACUUCAUUGGCCUUUCCUACUCUUGACUCAGCACGAAAUAACCUGGCUUCAAGCAUAGUAAAUGCUUUUGUCAAUGCAGGAUUUUGUUCUGACAAGCUCAUGACAGCUGAUAAUGGGAAACAUUGGAUAUACAGAAACAAAGACCGUGGAAUGUUGUCAGCGACUGCAUCACUGGGACUCAUUUACUUGUGGGAUGUAGAAGGAGGUCUUUCACCAAUAGAUAGAUAUCUAUAUACAAGUGAAGAUUUUAUAAAGUCUGGAGCUCUCUUAGCCUUGGGAGUUGUUAACUGUGGUGUAAGAAAUGAAUGUGAACCUGCAAAAGCACUGCUGAUGGAUUAUGUUUUACAUGACAGCAAUAUACUGCGUAUUGGAUCAGUUCUAGGUCUUGGGUUAGCAUAUGCUGGCUCGAAUCGUGAUGAUAUUUUGGAAUUACUGUUGGUUGCUCUGGCAGAUGAGAACUCCAGUCCUGAAGUGGUUGGUCUAGCUGCUGCAGCUUGUGGUCUCAUUGCUGUAGGUACUUGCAAUGACACUGUUGUCAGUGCAAUUGUUCAUCGUUUGCUCCAUAUGUCAACAAUAUUGAAAGCUAGCACAUAUGCUCGUUUUUUACCACUGGGCCUUGGUCUCUGUUUUCUUGCACAGAAGGAAGCAGUUCAAACAUGUGUAGCAGUUUUGGAUAAUGUGUCUGAUCCAUUAAAACAAGUUGCACAGACAAUGCUUCAGAUAUGUGCAUAUGCAGGAACAGCCAACGUGCUAGUAAUUCAGCAGAUGCUUCACAUAUGUUCUGAGCAUCAUGAACCACAAGAGGAACCGGAAAGUGUGUCGACAGAUAAGAAGCAGGCUAAAAUACACCAGACAAAAAGUGUGAGGUCACAACCAGAGGUUCCCUUUAGUGAAGAUGUGACCUCUGUCCAAUCAGUAGCAGCACUUGGUGUUGCUGUUAUAGCUAUAGGAGAAGAAAUAGGAAAUGAAAUGACUAUCAGAAUGUUUGGUCAUUUGAGUCGCUAUGGUGAGCUCGCUGUACGAAGAGCAGUGCCUUUAGCCAUAGCACUUAGUUCCAUUUCAAAUCCUCAGCUGGCUCUGAUUGAAAUGCUGAAUAAGUUCUCCCAUGAUUCUGAUCCAGAAGUGGCGCAGAAUGCUAUUUUCUCAAUGGGACUGGUUGGAGCUGGCUCUAAUAAUGCAAGGUUGGCCACUAUGUUACGACAUCUAGCACAAUUUCAUGGAAAGAAUCCUGAAAUGUUGUUUAUGGUGCGGAUUGCACAGGGUUUAACACACAUGGGGAAAGGUACCAUGUCAUUGGCACCAUUUCAUACUGAUCGACAAGUGCUGAGUCGUGUGGCACUUGGAGGCCUUUUAAUUGUCCUUACUGGAUGCCUUGAUAUUCGAAAUAUUAUACUGGGCAAAUCACAUUACCUUUUGUAUUGCUUGGUAGCUGCUAUGCAUCCACGCUGGCUUAUUACUUUGGAUGAAAACUUGGAACCUGUGAAUGUAUUUGUUAGAGUGGGACAGGCUUUGGAUGUUGUUGGAAAAGCAGGGACACCAAAAUCAAUCACCAGAGGUCAGACACACACAACUCCAGUUCUUCUUGGUGUAGGUGAGCGAGCCGAAUUGACAUCUGAAGAAUACAUACCGCUUUCACCAGUAAUGGAAGGCUUUGUUAUACUACGCAAAAAUCCAGAUUUUGAAGUUACUAACUGAAAAUAGUUAAGUAUGUAUAAAAGCCAGACAUAUACUCUCUAUUUCUGUAGUAGAAUAGGACAUUUUAAAUACUUAUGUUAGUGAAAUACUUAGAUAUUGUGUAAAGUUGUCAAGAAGGGGCUAAUUCAUAGCUCUUUUUUUGUAUUUGAGUAAAUGUAUUCAUCAAAUGAG
Messenger RNA from Schistocerca gregaria, 3108 nucleotides. Its product is annotated as 26S proteasome non-ATPase regulatory subunit 2-like. Gene Ontology annotation, cellular component: proteasome storage granule; proteasome complex; proteasome regulatory particle, base subcomplex. Gene Ontology annotation, molecular function: enzyme regulator activity. NCBI's taxonomy places the organism in Eukaryota, Metazoa, Arthropoda, Insecta, Orthoptera, Acrididae. Bases 265 to 2937 code for a protein of 890 amino acids. The transcript has 17 exons. Gene Ontology annotation, biological process: proteasome-mediated ubiquitin-dependent protein catabolic process; regulation of protein catabolic process. The record is from RefSeq and is a predicted model, not a curated record.